UCUGCCGAUCACAGAGUAUAGUUGAGUUUACCUGCCAAACGUGUAUCUAUGAUUGCUCAAGUUUGUAUACUCGUGCCAUCCUUACUGUUGUAUUUCGCCAAUUUUUGUGGAAUAUUGUAUCUGGACGAAAACACAAAGUAUCAGAAUAGUGUAUACAAGUGCGCAUUAAAAAAGGAAUUAUGGGGGACGCAGCGAUGAACGUCGCAGCGUCCGGUGGCGGCGGUCAGCGUGUCGUUAAGGAAGGCUGGCUGCAAAAACGCGGAGAACAUAUAAAAAAUUGGAGGUCAAGAUAUUUCGUUUUACGAGAUGAUGGUACAUUAGUUGGAUUCAAAGCUAAGCCAGAUCAACAAAUGGCAGCUGCAGCACAACCAUUGAACAAUUUUACUGUUCGUGGUUGUCAAAUUAUGUCUGUAGAUAGACCUAAACCUUAUACUUUUGUUAUAAGAGGUUUACAAUGGGCUGCUGUGAUAGAAAGGACGUUCCAUGUAGAAACAGAACAAGAAAGGGAAGAUUGGGUGGCAGCAAUCAGAUAUGUAGCUGCUAGAUUAGCAAGUGAAAAACAAACUCAACAGCAAAUGCAACAUUCAUCUUCAUCUGAAGAUGUUGAUAUGGAGUCUUCUGGAGGUGGUAGAUCAGACUCUGGUGUAGUGUCUUCGGAUGUGGAUGGUGGCAGUAUUGAUGAAUUAUCUGCGAAAUUUAGUGUUCAAGGAACAUCAAGUAGUAAAAGUACAGGGAAAAAAAAAGUAACUCUUGAAAAUUUUGAAUUUCUAAAAGUCUUGGGAAAGGGUACAUUUGGGAAAGUAAUUCUGUGUAGAGAAAAGGCAACAGGCCAUUUAUAUGCUAUCAAAAUAUUACGAAAAGAAAUUAUUAUUCGUAAAGAUGAAGUUGCGCACACACUUACUGAAAAUAGAGUAUUGCGAACUACAAAUCACCCGUUCCUGAUUUCUUUAAAAUAUAGUUUUCAAACAGCAGAGAGGCUAUGCUUUGUAAUGGAGUAUGUUAAUGGUGGAGAGUUGUUCUUUCAUUUAAAACGUAUUCGUGUAUUUGGCGAGGAUCGUACUCGAUUUUAUGGCGCUGAAAUAAUUUCAGCUUUAGGCUACCUUCAUUCGCAGGGUAUCAUUUAUCGUGAUAUCAAAUUAGAGAAUCUUCUCUUAGAUAAAGAUGGACAUAUUAAAAUAGCUGAUUUUGGAUUGUGCAAAGAAGAUAUAACGUAUGGAAGAACGACAAAAACAUUCUGUGGAACUCCUGAAUAUCUUGCACCAGAAGUGUUAGAAGAUAAUGAUUAUGGACGAGCCGUAGAUUGGUGGGGAGUUGGUGUUGUUAUGUACGAAAUGAUCUGUGGUCGAUUACCUUUUUAUAAUAAGGACCAUGAAAAGCUUUUUACGCUUAUUGUAAUGGAGGAAGUAAGAUUUCCUAGAACAAUCAGUAAUGAAGCAAAAGACAUGCUUGGAGGUUUACUUAUAAAAGAUCCAAGCAAAAGAUUAGGUGGUGGACCUAAUGAUGCAAAAGAAAUCAUGGAUCAUGCAUUCUUUUCGUCAAUUGAUUGGUCAGAUCUUGUACAGAAAAAAAUUCCUCCCCCUUUUAAACCUCAAGUAACGUCUGAUACAGACACUCGAUAUUUUGAUAGCGAAUUUACGGGUGAAAGUGUUGAACUUACGCCGCCUGAUCAAGGAUUUUUAGGUAGUGGGACAGGUUUGAAUUCAAUAGCUGAAGAACAAGAGCAUUUUCCUCAAUUUUCCUAUCAGGAAAGUCACUCAGCAGCAACCUCUUCCAUCGUUUCUAUUAAUCACUGACAGUAUCAAGUGUCCUCUUUGUUUACAUAUUGAGAUGUAUGGUUAAAUGCAUGAAAGAGCCAGAGACCUUCGAUUACGACGAAUAUUUGCAGUUUGUCCACUAAUUUGGAGGAAUUUUUUUAACGCAGAUAAAUCGAAAUAUCAGUUAUUUUCGCUAAUUUAUGAUGCUUUUUUGUGCAUCUUUAAAAGGUUUUAACACAUAUCUCCAAUGGCAGAUUCGCGUGUAUGCGUGUAUGUGCGUAUACAUGCACAUACUCAUUGAAAUUGUACAUGAAAAAGUUAUGUACUAUAAGAUCCAAUUAAAUUAAUAUUUAUACCUGCUGAGUAGGUCCGUGGUGAUAUAAUGGGGGAUCGAAUGUUUGUUUGAAACAGAAGCAGAAUGAGGAAGAUAAAAAUUAAGCGUAUCCCCUAAACUGUGUUACGUUGUGAAA
Eufriesea mexicana is the source of this 2224-nucleotide messenger RNA. RefSeq names its product AKT serine/threonine protein kinase (gene Akt). The transcript is spliced from 7 exons. Gene Ontology annotation, molecular function: protein serine/threonine kinase activity; ATP binding. Lineage: Eukaryota; Metazoa; Arthropoda; Insecta; Hymenoptera; Apidae. Gene Ontology annotation, biological process: protein phosphorylation. The record is from RefSeq and is a predicted model, not a curated record. The coding region runs from base 180 to 1793 and encodes 537 amino acids.